Molecule: messenger RNA, 1685 nt
Organism: Hippocampus zosterae (dwarf seahorse)
Lineage: Eukaryota; Metazoa; Chordata; Actinopteri; Syngnathiformes; Syngnathidae
Product: zinc finger protein OZF-like
Exons: 2
Coding region: 128-1432 (434 amino acids)
Biological process (GO): negative regulation of transcription by RNA polymerase II; regulation of cytokine production; regulation of immune system process
Molecular function (GO): RNA polymerase II cis-regulatory region sequence-specific DNA binding; DNA-binding transcription factor activity
Source: RefSeq, a predicted model, not a curated record
UCGUUUUUCUACCUUGCUUAGCUUAGUUUAGCGUGCUAGCCGCUUAACAAAGAGUCGCGUUUGUUGUCAUCAUAUCGCGAAGCAGAGAGCAAGUGUGGGUGUAAAGGCUUGUGAUUACCGCGUGAAAAUGUGCGCCAGACGUGUGAAAGAAGAAGAGUGCCAAGUGGCACUUUCUGCAGCAAAAGUAAACGAGCGACAACACCAACUACUGGACGCUGUGACCAAAAGGCCUCCAAAUUUGUUACACAAAACAGAUGGCGCUGAAAAAUAUCUUCGUCCUGAGCAUCAAAAGCCAGAGAACGCUUACGCUCAAGAGGAGUGUGCGCACCCCCGCAUUAAAGAGGAAGAGCAGGAGUGUGCGCACCCCCGCGUUAAAGAGGAAGAGCAGGAGGCUGAUAUCGGCCGUCUACCAUUGGCCUCUGUCUCUUUCAAGAGUGAAGAUGAUGAAGACGAAGGUCAGCAUGAGGAGAACAAAGGGGUGCAGUCUCCAAGCAGCAGCUCUAGUCCACACGUGAAGGCCGAAGGGGAUGGAGAGCGCUGCGGAGGAGCGCACCCAGACAGACUGUUAGCGCCGCUAUCAGAUAGUGACGACAUAACUUCGCACUCCUCCGACACCGAUGAUGAACACGCUCAAGGUGAAAGAACAUGUCGUAAUAAGAACAAACGCUGGAAAUGUUCUCGGUGUGGCAAAAGGUUUGUUUUCAAAUCAGUUUUAAAGAUUCACAUGAUGACCCACACUGGAGAGAAACCGUUUGUCUGCUCAAUUUGCGGCAAAAGAUUCGCUCGUAAACAAAAUAUGAGCGCGCACACACGAAUCCAUACUGGAGAAAAACCUUUCGUCUGCUCAGUAUGUGGUAAAGGGUUCUCUUGUAGACAAUCGAUGACAAAGCACGCAACAAUACAUACCGGGGGAAACCCCUUUUCCUGCUCCGUGUGUGGUAAAGGAUUCGCUGAACGGAGACAUUUGAAAACACACACGAGAACACACGCUGGAGAGGAACCUUUUGAAUGCACGGUUUGUGGUAAAAGGUACUUUCUCAAGAAAAGUCUCAUGGACCACACAAUAUCACACACCGGAGAAAAACCAUUUCAAUGUCCAGUAUGCAAUAAAAGAUUCACCCAGAAGGCAUAUUUAAAGUUACACAUAGGAGCGCACGGUGGAGAAAAACCCUUUGGCUGCUCUGAUUGUGGCAAAAGAUACUAUCUCGAGAGAGAUUUAAGAAAGCACAUGAGAACGCACACCGGAGAGAAACCUUUCGACUGUUCUGUUUGCGGUAAAAGAUUCUCUGAAAGGGGAAAUUUAACAUUACACAAAAGAACUCACACUGGAGAGAAGCCCGUCGCCUGCUUAGUUUGUGGUAAAAGAUUCUCUCACAAGGGAAAUUUAAAAAGGCACACAAGAACCCAUACAGGAGACAAACCUUUUGCCUGAUCAUUUAGCUGUAAAACAUUCACCGACUGAGUACAAUUUGCAACGCACACAGAAAAGAUUAGCAAGAUCACCCACUUGCGGAAGCCCGUUCGUUUUCAGCGUGUGCAAGAAAAUAUUCUCUGCAAAUGAUCACGUUAAGAGGCACAAAUGCCGACAAUGAAGCUCUAAUUACAUUUGGAAGAAAAAAAGACUUUUUGUGGUAACACAGAAAAGUCUGCUUGUGAUGAAUAAAGUGCAAGGUGUCAAAGAGUGA